Oenanthe melanoleuca is the source of this 489-nucleotide messenger RNA. Its product is annotated as sodium channel subunit beta-4-like. The coding region runs from base 76 to 489 and encodes 137 amino acids. Gene Ontology annotation, biological process: regulation of sodium ion transmembrane transporter activity; cardiac muscle cell action potential involved in contraction; regulation of ventricular cardiac muscle cell membrane repolarization. The transcript is spliced from 4 exons. Lineage: Eukaryota; Metazoa; Chordata; Aves; Passeriformes; Muscicapidae. Gene Ontology annotation, cellular component: voltage-gated sodium channel complex; membrane. The record is from RefSeq and is a predicted model, not a curated record. Gene Ontology annotation, molecular function: transmembrane transporter binding; sodium channel regulator activity.
AGCUCUGAAUAACUCCAAUGUCCUGCUGCCCUGCACCUUCUCCACCUGCAUAGGCUUCCAGGACCUGGUCUUCACAUGAUUUACCACGGCAAGAUCAAGAACAAAGGCACGGAGCCCACCCGCAUCUGGCACAACCCGCGGGUGGAGUUUGUGGGCUCCACCACCAAGAAGGACAACAACAUCUCCAUCGUGCUGAACAGCGUGGAGUUCAGCGAUGCCGGCAAGUACACCUGCCACGUCAAGAACCCCAAGGAGAAGAACGCCCAGCACAAUGCCACCAUCUUCCUCACCGUGGUCCAUAAGAUGGUGGAGACAGACAACACCCUGACGCUCAUCAUCGUGGGCGUGGUGGGGGGGCUCAUCGGCCUCCUCAUCCUCUUCAUGCUCAUCAAGAGGGUGGUCCUGUUCAUCAUCAAGAAGACACAGGAUGGGAAUGUCCCCACCUGUGAGCUGGGGACGGUGAAUCUGAGCCAGCUCUCGGAGGUGUGA